Trichoplax adhaerens is the source of this 357-nucleotide messenger RNA. RefSeq lists its product as uncharacterized. Gene Ontology annotation, molecular function: RNA binding. The record is from RefSeq and is a predicted model, not a curated record. The transcript has 4 exons. Gene Ontology annotation, biological process: mRNA splicing, via spliceosome. Gene Ontology annotation, cellular component: U2 snRNP; precatalytic spliceosome; catalytic step 2 spliceosome. NCBI's taxonomy places the organism in Eukaryota, Metazoa, Placozoa, Uniplacotomia, Trichoplacea, Trichoplacidae. The annotation marks the transcript as partial.
AUCAGUAAUGUCAAGGCAAUUCAAAAAAUUAACGAAACAGAGUUGCAUCUUACUGGUAGCAAGAGCACUACUUGGCACGAUCAAUAUAAAGAAAGUGCAUAUGUUUUUAUAGGCGGCCUAGCUUACGGCCUAACUGAAGGCGACAUAAUUACAGUUUUCUCACAAUAUGGUGAAGUUGUUGAUAUUAAUUAUAUACGCGAUAAAAAAACCGGUAAAACAAAGGGAUAUUGCUUCUUGGCUUAUGAAGAUCAACGUAGUACUACAUUAGCGGUUGAUAAUUUUAAUGGAAUUAAGCUACUUGAUAGAACAAUACGUGUUGACCACGUAAAGAAUUAUCGACCUCCAAAAGAUGAAGAU